Messenger RNA from Dovyalis caffra, 171 nucleotides. The record is from the annotation of a GenBank genome assembly. Lineage: Eukaryota; Viridiplantae; Streptophyta; Magnoliopsida; Malpighiales; Salicaceae.
GAUAUAGCCGUAUUCCCGAUCCCAUCUUCUUCCCGCAUUGCAAAUGCAAGAAAAACAAAGAAGACACCGGAGGAAAUUAAGGUCGUGCCAUCUAUAUUAUUCAUCCGAAUAAAAACCCACCAAAGCACUCCUAAGUUAUUACCCGAAUACCGGAUUGGUGAUGCUCCUUAG